This is a messenger RNA of Zonotrichia albicollis (white-throated sparrow), 10831 nucleotides long. The record is from RefSeq and is a predicted model, not a curated record. NCBI's taxonomy places the organism in Eukaryota, Metazoa, Chordata, Aves, Passeriformes, Passerellidae.
UUGACAGGUGUGUGCAGAUGGUUUGAGAGGGUCAGCAUGCUGGUGAUUCUGCUCAACUGUGUGACGCUGGGCAUGUUCCACCCCUGCGAGGACAUCGCCUGCGACUCGCCGCGCUGCAGGAUCCUCCAGAGCUUUGAUGACUUCAUCUUUGCCUUCUUUGCCGUGGAAAUGAUCGUCAAAAUGAUUGCACUGGGGAUUUUUGGGAAGAAAUGCUACCUGGGAGACACAUGGAACCGCCUGGACUUCUUCAUCGUCAUUGCAGGGAUGCUGGAGUAUUCCCUGGACCUGCAGAAUGUCAGCUUCUCAGCCGUGCGCACCGUCCGAGUCCUGCGGCCGCUCAGGGCCAUUAACAGGGUCCCCAGUAUGCGCAUCCUGGUGACGCUGCUUUUGGACACGCUGCCCAUGCUGGGGAACGUCCUCCUCCUCUGCUUCUUCGUCUUCUUCAUCUUUGGCAUUGUGGGAGUCCAGCUGUGGGCAGGUUUGCUCAGGAACCGCUGCUUCCUCCCUGAGAACUUCAGCAUCCCCUACACGGUUGAUUUGGAACGGUACUACCAGACAGAGAACGAAGAUGAAAAUCCCUUCAUCUGCUCCCAGCCCCGGGAGAACGGGAUGCGCUACUGUCGGAGCAUCCCAACACGGAGGGAAGAGGGUCUGGAGUGCACUCUGGAUUAUUAUUCCUACAAUGACACCACCAACACAUCUUGUGUGAACUGGAACCAGUACUACACCAACUGCUCUGCUGGGGAGCACAACCCCUUCAAGGGAGCCAUCAACUUUGAUAACAUCGGCUACGCCUGGAUUGCGAUAUUUCAGGUCAUCACGUUGGAAGGCUGGGUGGACAUCAUGUACUUUGUCAUGGAUGCACACUCCUUCUACAACUUCAUCUACUUCAUCCUCCUGAUCAUUGUGGGCUCCUUCUUCAUGAUCAACCUGUGCCUGGUGGUGAUAGCGACGCAGUUCUCUGAGACAAAGCAGCGUGAGAGCCAGCUGAUGAAGGAGCAGCGCGUGCGCUACCUGUCCAACGCCAGCACCCUUGCCAGUUUCUCAGAGCCAGGAAGCUGCUAUGAUGAGCUCCUCAAGUACCUGGUUUACAUUGCCCGGAAGGGCAGCAAGCAGCUGGUGAAGGCCUACAGGGCAGCAGGCGUGAGGAUGGGCUUCCUCAGCAGCCCCACGAGCAAGGCGAGGGCCGAGCGGCAUGCCAGGAAGCGCCGGAGCAGGAAGAGAUCCUCUGUGCACCACCUCAUCCACCACCACCAUCACCACCAUCACCACUACCACCUGGGCAACGGGAACCUGCGAGCGCCCCGUGCCAGCCCGGAGAUCAGCGACGUGGAGACCAGCUCGCUCCACAAUGGCACCAACCGGCUGAUGCUCCCUCCCUCAGCACCCAACUCCCUGGGGGCCCCCAGCGCCUCUCCCAGCAACACCGAGUCCGUGCACAGCAUCUACCAUGCCGACUGCCACUUUGAGCCGGUGCGCUGCCGGUCAUCCCUGACACAGCCAAGCCUCGGUUUGCCAAGCCCAGAAGGGAUCCCCAAGAACGUGGUGGGCAGCAAGGUGUACCCCACAGUGCACUCCAGCGCCUCCCAUGAGAUGCUGAAAGAAAAGAACUUGGCGGAGGCGGCGGUGGGUGCCGGGAGCAGCACCUUGACAAACCUCAACAUCCCGCCCGGGCCAUACAGCACCAUGCACAAGCUGCUGGAGACACAGAGCACAGGGUUCUUCUCAGUCCAUGUUACAGAGAAAGGUGAUGGCUUUCCAGGUCCCUGCCAAAGCUCCUGCAAGAUCUCCAGCCCCUGCAGCAAGCUGGAUGGAGGCUCCUGCAGCCCCGAGAGCUGCCCCUACUGCCUGGCAGCGCUGGGCGAGGCUGAGCUGUCCGACAAUGACACGGCUGACUCAGACAGCGACGGCGUCUACGAGUUCACGCAGGAUGCGCACUACAGUGACCAGCGAGACCCACAACGGGGCAGAGCCCGGGCCGGGAGAGCCCAUCUGGUGCUGGCCUUCUGGCACGUGGUGUGUGAGACUUUCCAGAAGAUCGUGGACAGCAAAUAUUUCGGCCGUGGGAUCAUGGUGGCCAUUCUCAUUAACACACUCAGCAUGGGGAUCGAAUACCAUGAGCAGCCGGAGGAACUUACCAAUGCCCUGGAGAUCAGCAACAUCGUCUUCACAAGCCUCUUUGCCCUGGAGAUGCUGUUGAAAGUCCUUGUUUAUGGUCCUUUUGGCUACAUUAAGAAUCCAUACAACAUCUUUGAUGGGAUCAUUGUGGUGAUUAGCGUGUGGGAGAUCGUGGGCCAGCAGGGCGGGGGGCUCUCGGUCCUGCGCACCUUCCGUCUCAUGCGGGUGUUGAAGCUCGUCCGCUUCAUGCCAGCGCUGCAACGCCAGCUCGUUGUCCUCAUGAAGACCAUGGACAAUGUGGCCACCUUCUGCAUGCUGCUGAUGCUCUUCAUCUUCAUCUUUAGCAUCCUGGGCAUGCACCUCUUUGGCUGCAAGUUCGCUUCGGAGCGGGAUGGCGACACUCUGCCUGACAGGAAGAACUUUGACUCCUUGCUCUGGGCCAUCGUCACUGUUUUCCAGAUUUUGACGCAGGAAGACUGGAACAAGGUCCUUUACAAUGGCAUGGCCUCCACCUCAUCCUGGGCUGCUCUCUACUUCAUCGCUCUCAUGACAUUUGGGAAUUAUGUUCUCUUUAAUCUGCUGGUGGCCAUCCUGGUAGAGGGUUUCCAGACAGAGGAGAUGUCCAAGCGAGAAGAAGCGAGUGGGCAGUUAAGCUGUAUUCAGCUGCCUGUCGACUCGUCGGGGAAAGGCAAACUGGGAGUGCAAGAACAGGGUGAUGCUUCCAAGUCUGAUUCCGAGGGGGAUCUCUUCCCCCACAGCCUGGAAGAGGAGGGAGAACCUAAGAAAAACUUGUCAAAUCCAGCCUUGAUGGCCCUGAGCGAGCACCCGGAGCUGAAGAAGAGCCUGACCCCGCCGCUCAUCAUCCACACGGCCGCCACGCCGAUGCCCAUGCCCAAGAGCGCCGUGUUCGGGGACGCGGCUCAGGGCUUCGAGUCCCGCCGGGCCAGCGGCGUCUCCACGGACCCCGGUGCCGCCCACGAGCUCAAGUCCCCGCCCAGCGCCCGCAGCUCCCCGCACAGCCCCUAGCGGGCCAGCAGCGCCUGGAACAGCCGCCGCUCCAGCUGGAACAGCCUCGGCCGCGCCCCCAGCCUCAAGCGCCGGGCGCAGAGCGGCGAGCGCCGCUCCCUCCUGUCCGGGGAGGGCAAGGAGAGCUCCGAGGAAGGCGACAGCUCGGAUGAGGAGCGCUCCAGCCGGGCCGGCAGCUUCAAUGGCUCUUUGCCGCACCGCAUGGAGUCGCUGGAAACGAAAGGGUCCUUUGACCUCCAGGAUACUCUGCAGGUGCCUUCCCUGUAUCGGACCGGCAGCAUGCACAGCACCAGAACGUCUGUCUCUGAGCACCAGGACUGCAAUGGGAGGACAUCUCCGGGGCUGCUGCUGCACCAGCUCCACCUGGAUGAGCCCCACCAGGACGGUGAUGACGGCGAUGAUGAAGGUAGCAUGAGCAAAAGGGACCGCAUGAAGGCCUGGCUGCGGGCACGGCUCCCCACCUGCUGCAAGGAGAGGGACUCCUGGUCCAUCUACAUCUUUGCCCCUCACUCCAGAUUCCGUCUGAUGUGCAAUAAAAUCAUCACUCACAAGAUGUUCGAUCACGUCGUCUUGGUGAUCAUUUUCCUGAACUGCAUUACCAUUGCCAUGGAACGACCCAAAAUUGAGCCUCACAGCGCUGAACGGAUUUUCCUAACACUCUCCAACUACAUCUUUACAGUCAUCUUCCUGACUGAGAUGACAGUUAAGGUGGUGGCACUAGGCUUGUGUUUUGGGGAGAAAGCCUACUUGAAGAGCAGCUGGAAUGUGCUGGAUGGGGUGCUGGUGCUCAUCUCCGUCAUCGACAUCCUGGUCUCGAUGGUGUCAGACAGCGGCACGAAAAUCCUGGGGAUGCUGCGGGUCCUGAGGCUGCUGAGGACGCUGCGGCCCUUGAGAGUCAUUAGUCGAGCCCAAGGACUGAAGCUGGUCGUGGAGACUCUCAUGUCAUCGUUGAAACCCAUUGGGAACAUUGUGGUUAUCUGCUGUGCCUUUUUCAUAAUCUUUGGGAUCUUGGGAGUUCAGCUUUUCAAAGGCAAGUUUUUUGUGUGCCAGGGGGAGGACACCAGAAACAUCACAAAUAAAUCGGAUUGUACAGAAGCAAGCUACAAAUGGGUCCGGCACAAGUAUAAUUUUGAUAAUCUUGGCCAGGCCCUGAUGUCUCUGUUUGUCCUGGCCUCCAAGGACGGGUGGGUGGAUAUCAUGUACGAUGGCUUGGAUGCUGUGGGAGUCGACCAGCAGCCAGUCAUGAACUACAAUCCAUGGAUGCUCCUCUACUUCAUUUCCUUCUUGCUGAUUGUGGCCUUCUUCGUCCUCAACAUGUUUGUGGGGGUGGUGGUGGAGAAUUUCCACAAGUGUCGGCAGCACCAGGAGGAGGAAGAAGCCAAGAGGCGGGAGGAAAAAAGGCUCCGCCGGCUGGAGAAAAAGAGAAGGAAAGCUCAGUGUAAGCCCUACUACUCGGAUUACUCCCGUUUCCGCCUCCUGAUUCACCAGAUGUGCACCAGCCACUACCUGGAUCUGUUCAUCACCGGCGUCAUCGGCCUCAAUGUCAUCACCAUGGCCAUGGAGCACUACCAGCAGCCCAAGGUUCUUGAUGAAGCCCUGAAGAUUUGCAAUUACAUCUUCACCGUUAUCUUUGUCAUGGAAUCUGUUUUCAAGCUUAUUGCCUUUGGAUUUCGCCGCUUCUUCCAAGACAGAUGGAACCAAUUAGAUCUGGCAAUUGUGCUACUGUCUAUCAUGGGCAUCACUUUGGAAGAGAUUGAGGUGAAUGCUUCACUACCAAUUAACCCCACGAUUAUCCGGAUCAUGAGGGUUCUCAGAAUCGCCCGAGUGCUGAAGUUGCUGAAGAUGGCUGUGGGGAUGAGGGCCCUCCUGGACACCGUGAUGCAAGCGCUGCCACAGGUGGGAAAUCUGGGCCUUCUCUUCAUGUUGUUGUUUUUCAUAUUUGCAGCUCUUGGAGUGGAGCUGUUUGGAGACCUUGAGUGUGAUGACACACACCCCUGCGAGGGGCUGGGACGGCAUGCCACAUUCAGGAACUUUGGGAUGGCCUUCCUGACCCUAUUCCGAGUAUCCACAGGAGACAACUGGAAUGGGAUAAUGAAGGACACACUGCGUGACUGUGACCAGGAGUCCACCUGUUACAACACCGUCAUUUCCCCCAUCUACUUCGUCUCCUUUGUGCUGACAGCCCAGUUUGUCCUGGUGAAUGUGGUGAUUGCGGUGCUCAUGAAGCACUUGGAGGAGAGCAACAAGGAGGCAAAGGAGGAGGCAGAGCUUGAAGCAGAACUGGAGAUGGAGAUGAAGACCAUCAGCACUGGCCAGCACAGCCCCUCAAACAUCUUUGCGUGGACAGGCACCACCAGUGGAGACAGACCAGAGAACCCCGGCGGAUUUACCAAUCCCAUGCAAAUCAAGAUGGAUUCUCAGCUCUCACUAGCUUAUCAUACGGAAAGGCACUUGUUUGAUACCAUAUCACUGCUGAUCCAGGAAUCUCUGGAAGGAGAGCUGAAGCUGAUGGACAACCUGUCAGGCUCUGUGUGCCAUCAUUAUGCCCUCCCAGCUCCCGAAUAUUACAACUCUGAGAACCAGAUCCCUCUAGCUGAGAUGGAGGCUCUGUCUCUGACGUCAGAUAUUCUCUCUGAAAAGUCCUGGUCCUUAGCUCUGACGGAUGACUCUUUUCCUGAUGACAUUAACACACACUUACUUAAUGCUCUGGAAAGCAAUGCCGCUCUCCGCUGCAGGGACGACGCGCUGACGCUGUCCCCCAGCAAGGACCUGCUGAGCGUGAGGAAGCCCUCGGUGGGACGCACGCACUCCCUGCCCAACGACAGCUACAUGUUCCAGCCGCCCUACUCCAGCCCCGGCCCGGCCUCGCUGGGCAACAGGAAACCAGCACACCACAAGUCCCAGUCAGGUUCGAAGGCAUCGGUGCAGUCGCAGCCGGCAGACACCAGCUCCCUCCUGCAAAUCCCAAAGGAACAUUUCCACCACGUGAGAGCUCACGAGCACUUGGUGGGGGACAGCAAGCCCCGGGUCUCGCAGCAGGCACACUCCCCUUCUGCUGAAAGGCUGCUCCGCAGACAGAUGGCUAUAAGGAAUGACUCUCUGGAUAGCAAGGAGAAUCUCCACACCGAGGUGAGUGAACUCUCUGACCCAAAUGCUCCCACUGUGCCCAAGGAGGAGUCACCAGUGGCUCUGAUGCCCUCAGAAGUGAAUGAGUUGGCUGCCUGGAGUCGGGCGAGCGUCCAUACGCAGCAGCAUUCCCACAAUCAGUAUAAUAUUUCAAAGCAGGCACCAGCAUCCUGUGCUUGUGCAGACUCGUAUCAGGAGACCCCUGAAGACUCAAUGGACCAAGAAGUAUCUGAAAUAAACAGCUCCUUGGAGCCUUUCACUUCAGAAACUUGCACAGCCUCGAGUGCCUGUUCGGAGGGUCAGCCUCUCACACCUAAGAGGAACGUGGGCAAUACUGGCAACGCGGUACUGAAGGACCUGAAGAAAUAUCACAGUGUAGACACCCAGGGUCUGCUAAAAAAACCGCCCUCUUGGUUAGAUGAUCAAAGGAGACAUUCAAUAGAGAUUUGUUCCAUAGAAAACAGCCCUCAGCACCAUUCCACGUCCAGCUCUUCUGGCUUUAUAAGUCAGGUGGUGAGUGAAAUGGAAUGCUUGCAAGGUACGCGGCAGAAGAAGAAACUGAGCCCUCCUUGUAUAUCUAUAGAUCCACCUGAUGGGCAGAGUUUGGUACCUAGGGGACCCCACAGCAUCUCACCUGCCAGUGGAGACGUUUGCUUGAGGAGGCGUGCUCCAUCCUGUGAGUCCAAGGAUUCAGUGGAUAUAGGGGAUUCACUGCUUCCAGACAGUAUGGCAACAUCUCCUACCCCAAAGAAAGACUUGUUGACACUUCCUAGCUUUUCCUUUGAUCAAACGGAAAUGGACCCCUGAGUUAUUUUUCUGUUGGUGCCAAAUGUCUUCUUCCUUUCAUGUAAUAGAAAAAAAAUCUUAAAAACUCUGUACUCCAAAAUGGCACUGGGUAAAAAAUUUCCAAAGAAAGAUUAAAGAACCAGCUGGUUAAAAGAGUGGUUAACCUAUAUCACGCUUACUUAAGCAUAUGUUCUGCUUAGGUAAAAGCAAUACAAUGUGCAGAAUCUAUAUGUAUAUUAUAUUUUAUUAAAUUAAUUGAAUCUAGUAUCAUGGGAUGUAGUACAUUUUGUGACUAAAGACUCAUUUAAUUUUCUUCUAUUUUAUGUAUCUCGGAAUAUUUCUGAGAUAAAGUUGGUUUUUAUGAAUAUUUUAACCUAAAAAGUAUAUAUUUAUUCCCUUCUCUUUUUGUUUUGUUUUGUUUGGGUUUCAUUUUGUUUUGCAAAGCACACAAUGUAGCCAAUUAGUGCAUUACAGAGGAAAUGUAUCCCACAGUCAGCAGUAAAUAAGGAUUAUUUAAUGUAAUAUAUUUUUCCCCUUGAACUUCAAUGAUAUUCUGGGAAAACAAUUGUUUGUGUAGUACAGAAAAGCAGUUGCAAUUUUUAAACAAAAUAUUCCAAUCUUGCAUUAAAUUGACAUUCAGAGUAUGAAAGCAAGUGCUCAGACCCAGGAAGGUCCAACAUGCUGAUGUCUGAAGAUGGUGAAGGCAGAGCCAUUUAACAAUACAAGAUACUGAAUUAUGAAAGGAUCAUAGUGGAUGUUAUAGAUCAUCCACUGGCAACUCACAAAAUCAUGUCAAUGGUUAAUUUUCAUGCAUUCCUAGGAAACAGACAACAGAGGCCUGUGGUCACUUCCAAGAUGUUUUUGCAGUGUCUCCAAGAUGGACUUUUUAUUUUGCUGAGUUUUAGUCCUCCCUCAUCCCUCUGUUUUCAGUGGAGCUCCUCCUCUCUGCACUCUGUGGAAAAGAGAGUGAGAUCAAGUUUAAGACUUGCAGUGGGUGAAAUCAGGGCAGACAUGGCACAACAAUAGGCUUCAGCACAUGCCCAAAGUUAAGCUCUUGCCUAGAAUGCCUGGAGGUUGAUCACAUUAAAGUAAUUCCUAAAAAUUAAAAUCAUAUGCUCAUGUUCUACUGAAUCAAGGCACUUCUGCAAGUUAUUUUACAGAAAGUCUGUGGGUACUGAAAUGACUGCUGGUUUUCAGUAAAAUAGCCAGGUAUUUUGCUGUCACUGCUAGAGUUAUUUUUCAUGACCCCAACUGCAAAUUUAUUUCCAAUCCAUCAAUAGCCUUAAGCAGCAACAUGAUGAUACAAAGUGGAUAAACCCAGAAUUCAUGUCCUUACUUUAUAACAUCAAUCAUCUCAAAAAUUACCUGUUUACUCCUGUGCUAAUGUCCUCUACCAAAAGCAAUCUGUAAAACUGGACAGCACAGCCUGAAAACCACUCGAGGUUGGCCCCAUUCGACACCUCAUGACUGAUGGAAGCCAGACAUUAACUCCACUCCACUUCCAUGAAAUCACAUUAAGAUGUAAGCUAAAUUAGACUGCAGGCAUGCUUUGAAGUGUGCCAACAGUCAGAGGCUUGAAACCAAGUCCACAGAUCAUGCCAGCAGAGGCAGGAGGAGGAUUUGUGCUAAUUCUGUCUGUCGGGAGUCCGUAAAUUUUGACAACUACCAAUCUUUGCAAAUCACUACAACAUGCUGAUGUACAGCCUUUUAUCCAUUCAGAAAUUAGGCUGCUUCCACCACGUGUAUCUACAUUAGCUUGGAGUGUACACACAAGGAGAAGAUGCUGUUCAUACCCCACAGCCUAUGAGAGGCCCUAGGCCCCUUCAUUUUCACUUGAGGAUGUUUACUCCAUAAACAGUCCCUACUGAUUUACAUGUCCACAAGAAAUGUAAGGGCUUUCAGCAGGAAGUCAGGCAAUCAGUGUAUUUGAAGUUGGAGGAUUAACAUUCUCUACUAUUUAGUGCAGUUAGAUUAAUUCUUGGCUGGGACAUUUUUCCUCUCUUCACCACAGGCCCAUACAGAGCCCGCUCUCUUUGAUAUGCCAGCCCAAAUCCAGAGUUAAGCCUGUCUAAAGCAAUGAUUUCAAACAAACCUUUCAUCAGUUCUUCUCCUAGAUCAUAUUUAAGGAAAUAAUAAAAUUACAGUGCAUUGAGCCUGAGAAAUAUUCUUAAUCCCUUUUUGGUUUUACACCCAAUAAUGAGCUCUAGCUUUUCCUUUUACAUGUGCUAAAUAGCUUGGGAAACUAGCUAGGCCACAAAAAUUGCCAUCCUUGGUACCUUAAUGAUUAGGAUUGUGUUCACAUUGCUGGAAUGAUACUACUUUUCAGAUCCUUCCUUACAAAAAAAACCCACUGAACAUUUUAGCUUGAAAUCGUGGCACAAAACAGUGAUGUGACGUCAAUCCAAAUGUUCAACUCCAAAUGUAACAGAAAGCCUAAAGGCUCUUCUAUUUUAAUGCUUGGGGCUUUGCCUACUGACAAGGUUUGUGGAAGUAGGAAAAAAGUUUACAUCAUACAUUAAUAUUCAGUAAAGACUAGCAAAUAAAAGAUACUCUAUGAUGAUGCUUUCAGGAAGAGAAUUACAUGUAAAAUAGAUUGUUUUCUAAACCAGAUAAGUUUUUUCUAGAUGCCCUUUUGAAAGACAAAUACAAAUGUACUGCAGCACAUGCAAUAAUACUCAAAUCAUUUUAAAUACCUUCGGGAGGGUUUUAUAGAAUUUGACUUUUUUAAACAAAAUGUACAAAAUCCACAGGAAUUCUGUAGAAUGGUUAUGUUGAUAGAAUUUUUAUAUUUUUGUAGAAAUCUAUAGAGAAAUUGUUAAAAGUCUGCGCUGCAUCUUGGCAACAGAAGCAGCUCUUAUCUUCGAGUUUCUUUUCAUAACCCUGGAGCCAGGCCUGCUCUGUUCCAACGCGUGGAGCGUGGUUUCACGGCCUGCAGCCAGGUUGUGUUCGGGAGUCAGCAGCUGAGCUGAAGCUCCACGAUACUGCAGUGCUAUUUACUGUCCCAGAACUGUACCCACAUGAAACACACCCCCUCUCCCCCCAAAGCUCAGCCCUGCCCAUGGUGAAGUAGUUGCAUGGCUCUCCAGCUCAUUCAAGCACACCAGCACUUUACUACUGUAGAUUUACUGUAUGCAGAUGGGAGGAGGAUAUUUUGUUAUUGCCAAUCUGACACAAUGGGGGAAAAGAGACUGCAGACAUGUCUGGAAAAAUGUAAAUUCUGUUCUUGCAGCCCCUAGCACAUAGAAGUGAUUUUUCAAAACUUGGUUAGAGGUUUGUACUGUAGAUAUUUUUGGAGGAUGACAAAGAACACUGUUUUUGACUUCUGUGGAUUGCACUCAGCACUAGGUGUAUUCAAGGAGAAAAUAAAAAACAAGGAAAAAAACCACCAAAAGCAUUACCACUGUAAAUUAGGCUAUGCCCAGUCUCCCCUUUUCUGCCCCUUUGGCUAUAAUAACCCAUGUACACUAUUACACAAGGUGAGUAGAGUAGGUGCAGUACCAUAGCAAUGUCCAUAACAACCUAGUAUAUAUGACAGAACUUUGUAUUUAAUAGUUAAUAUAUUGUUAUACUGUAUCAGGUAUAUGGGCCAAAACAAAGUCUUUUGGUCGGGGCAACAAAAGGUGGUACUCAUGGGGAAAAUAUGAUUUGGAUUUGAAAAUUGGAAAAAGGAUAUGAUCUUUUUUUUUAAAAGAAAAAAAAGAAGAAAAAAACAUGUGUAAAUCUUUACAACUGACAAAAACAAAUGUGUCCUAUUAAAAGCUUUUGAAAAUAAAAA